AUGGGGUACUACUUGGCCGAUGGCAUAUACCCUAGGUGGCCUGUUUUUUUGAAGACGAUCAGCUGCCCAAUUGGUGAGAGGAGAGUCUUGUUUGCGGCAAAGCAGGAGUCCGCGCGGAAUGAUGUGGAGCGGGCUUUUGGGGUGCUUCAAUCGCGGUGGGAAAUCGUGAAAGGUCCGGCGCGUUUCUGGUACAAGGACGUCAUCGCCGACGUCAUGUAUUCGUGCAUCAUCAUGCAUAACACGAUAGUCGAACAAGAACGUGGCCAUGUCACCAAUUGGGUGGAUGAUGAAGCCGGAUCUAGCUCCAGCACGGCGACCUCGCCGGUCACUCGAGGAUUACCAACUGGCUUCGGUGCGGUUCUACAGCGACAGGCCUCAAUGCGUAACCAACAAGACCAUACUCAGCUCAUGACCGACAUGAUUGAAGAAGUUUGGACCCGCAACCGCCGCCGUUGA
Molecule: messenger RNA, 456 nt
Organism: Salvia hispanica
Lineage: Eukaryota; Viridiplantae; Streptophyta; Magnoliopsida; Lamiales; Lamiaceae
Source: RefSeq, a predicted model, not a curated record